Molecule: messenger RNA, 4211 nt
Organism: Nanorana parkeri
Lineage: Eukaryota; Metazoa; Chordata; Amphibia; Anura; Dicroglossidae
Gene: KDR
Product: kinase insert domain receptor
Exons: 31
Coding region: 41-4051 (1336 amino acids)
Biological process (GO): positive regulation of kinase activity; multicellular organism development; protein phosphorylation
Cellular component (GO): signaling receptor complex; membrane
Molecular function (GO): ATP binding; vascular endothelial growth factor receptor activity; growth factor binding
Source: RefSeq, a predicted model, not a curated record
CGGUCCAUGAGAGCUCCUGAACUGGGAUAUCAUUUUUCUAAUGAAGGACUUAAGGAUUAAUAUGAUGCUGGUGGUAAUUCUGCAGUGCUGUCUGGUGGGAUCUCUUUUGGCAUCAGAGUUCCCAACUUUAAGUACUAAGAAAAGUACACUUGUAAUGCCUUCAAACAGUACACUAAACAUCACAUGCAGUGGGGAGCAGCCAGUAGAGUGGACAUGGCAUGUGAACCUCAGCACUGAUGAUAUCCGCAUAUCCCUGAUUCAGUGCAACGAGAAUGUCUAUUGCCAAUUCCUUGUGGUUAGAGAGCUCACAGCAAAUGACACUGGAAUGUACAAGUGCUUCUAUGAAGGAAGCAAUGCUACCUCACAUGUUCACGUGUCUGUUGUAGACCAGCCAUCUCCAUUUGUGCCAAUCAAAUCUCCAUUGGUGACCAUCCAUGGCACUGCUUCCAGCAAUGAAUCUGUGACCAUACCAUGCCUGGUCUCAAGACCUGAUCUCAACAUGACUCUGCGUACGAAAUAUGCAGUCAACACAUUUCUCCCCAAUGGACACAAUAUUCAGUGGCAUUAUCAGAAGGGGUUCACCAUCUCCAGUGGAUUGCUGAGGUUUGUCGAUAUGGUCUUCUGUGAGACAACUCUCAAUGGAGAAACAUACAGAUCCAGCAACUUUAUCAUUGUAGUUAUAGAGUAUAGGAUCUAUAGCCUAUCAAUGAACCCAUAUCCUCAGAUCAAACUGGCUGUAGGGGACAGGCUGGAACUAACUUGCAAAGCUCAUACUCCAUUAAAUGCCAGAGUCAAAUACAGUUGGGACUAUCCUUCAAUGAUGGAUGUUGGAGUGGCGCUGAUUAAAGGGAAAUUAAAUUAUGCACCCAUCGAAAUGGAGCAGUUGAGUUCACUAACGAUAGAACAGAUAACUUUGAGACAUGGAGGGAAUUACAGUUGCACAGCAGAUACAGGAGGAAUGAAUAAGACUAACAGCACCACGGUCAUUGUGUAUGAAAAACCUUUUAUAUUAAUCGAUGAGACAAUGGAGAAGGUGUUUAUCGUGAAAUCUGGAGAUCGUGUCAAGAUACCAGUCAAGUUUACAGCAUUUCCUGAUCCAGAGGCCAAAUGGCUUAAAAAUGGUAAAAUGUUUUCCCACAAUCACAAAACUCCGUACUUCCUUUCUAUCAAUGAAUGCAGCGAAAGAGACUCUGGCAAUUAUACAGUUGUUCUUACUAACCCACGAGGGAAGGUAAAGCCAUUGUUACCCUUCUUUCUAGUCCCUCCACACAUCUGUGAAAAGGCGGUAUCUACUUCUGUGGAAUCAAUCAAGUUUGGCAAACGUUCUACGCUAACUUGUACUGCAUCUGGGAUUCCAUCACCAGUUAAUAUCCAGUGGACAUGGCAGCUGUUGGAGGAAUGCACCUCGUCAUCUCAACUGCACGAUGAAAAGAGGAAUACUUACAGCUGCCCAAACUGGAGGAGCAUUCAGGACAAACACGGAGGCAAUACAAUUGAGAUGCAUGACACUCAUACUGAUGUCAUAGAAGGAAAAAUAAAGACUGUGAGCAAACUGUUUAUCGCAGCAGCUAACGUUUCUGCAAUUUACAAAUGUUUGGCCACCAACGAAGCAGGAAAAGAUGAACACGUCAUUGCUUUUCUUGUCACACGAGAGCUUAGCAUCAGCAUGAACCCUGAAAGCAAGCACACAGAACGGGACAACGUGACCCUCAGAUGCACUGCUGAUAGAGAUACGUAUGAGAAACCAGUCUGGUUCAAGUUGCGCUCUCCUAUACCAAUAAGCAGGUCAAAAGUCAGUUGUGAGAACUUGAAUCUUUUCAGUAAAGUGGAAAUGGAUUCCACUAUUUUGGAUGGAGACGGAGUAAAUGUCACCUCAGAGCUACGUUUACAAGACAUCUCUAGGCAUGAAAAGGGUCCCUAUAUGUGUGUGGCAUAUGACCGAAAGAUGCAGAAGAAUGAAUGUUCUGUCAUAGAAUUAAAUAUUCUUGCAUUGGAAGCUCCCAUCAUUCAACCUGCACUCAAGAACCAGACUACUAAUGUUAGUGAGACGGUGGAGGUGCGCUGCCAAGUCACUGGUACUCCUGAUCCAAAGGUCGUUUGGUUCAAAAAUGCCCAGGCUCUAGUUGGAGACUCAGGUAUUAUUUUAAGGGAUCGUAACAGAACUUUAACUAUACAGCGUGUAAGAAAACAAGAUGAAGGUUUCUAUUCCUGCCGAGCCUGCAAUGAUUUGGGUUGUGCAGAAGCAGAAAUGUACUUUACAGUGAAUGACUCUGAAGAGAAGACAAAUCUGGAGCUCAUUAUUCUGGUUGGCACUGGUGUGAUUGCCUUGUUCUUUUGGAUGCUUCUUGUAAUCAUCCUCCGGACCGUAAAGAGGCCCAAUGAAGGGGAACUCAAGGCGGGCUAUUUAUCUAUAAUUAUGGACCCCAGUGAAGUACCGCUUGAUGAGCAGUGUGAAAGGCUACUCUAUGACUCACCAAAGUGGGAGUUUUCAAGAGAUCGCCUUAAAUUAGGGAAACCUCUUGGCCGCGGAGCAUUCGGGCAAGUCAUGGAAGCCGAUGCCUUUGGAAUCGAUAAAACUGGCACUUGCAGAACUGUUGCAGUGAAAAUGCUGAAAGAGGGGGCCACUGAUAGUGAAUACAGAGCAUUGAUGUCAGAGUUAAAAAUCCUCAGUCACAUUGGUCACCACCUGAAUGUUGUGAACUUGCUUGGAGCCUGCACCAAACCAGGAGGUCCACUGAUGGUAAUUGUUGAAUACUGCCAUUUUGGAAACCUCUCUGCAUAUUUAAGAAAUAAAAGGAAUGACUUUGUUCUGUACAAGACCAAGUCUGUGCGGUACAGACAGGCCAAACAGCACUAUGUAGAAACACCCAGGGAUCUGAAGAAGAGACUGGAUAGUAUUGCCAGCAGCCAGAGCUCAGCUAGUUCUGGUUUUGCAGAGGAGAAAUCUCUGAGUGAUGUGGAGGAAGAAGAAGUUGAAGAGGUUUGUAAAAACCAGCUAAGCAUGGAGGACCUCAUCUCAUACAGCUUCCAGGUGGCCCGUGGCAUGGAGUAUAUGGCCUCACGUAAAUGCAUUCACCGGGACUUGGCAGCUCGUAAUAUACUCCUGGCUGACAAUAAUGUGGUCAAAAUCUGUGACUUUGGCUUGGCACGUGAUGUCUAUAAAGAUCCAGAUUAUGUACGGAAGGGGGAUGCUCGACUUCCUCUCAAAUGGAUGGCGCCAGAAACCAUUUUUGACAGAGUCUACACAACACAAAGCGAUGUGUGGUCAUUUGGGGUCUUGCUCUGGGAAAUCUUCUCAUUAGGUGGAUCUCCAUAUCCUGGUGUCCAGAUUGAUGAAGAUUUCUGUAGAAGAUUAAAAGAGGGGACACGGAUGAGAGCUCCGGAUUAUGCAACUGUGGAAAUAUAUCAGACAAUGCUGGACUGCUGGCAUGGAGAUCCCUUACAGAGACCCACAUUUACUGAACUAGUGGAGCAUCUGGGAAAUGUGCUGCAAGCAAAUGUGCAGUUGGAUGGAAAAGACUAUGUUCCACUUACAGUGACUUUGAACAUUGAAGAAGACUCUGGGCUUUCAAUGCCGACCUCACCUGUUUCCUGUAUGGAAGAAGAGGAAAUGUGUGAUUCAAAAUUCCACUAUGACAACGCAGCCGGAAUAAGGUUUUUGUGUUCAGAUAGUUUGAGAAAUAGCCGGCCUGUCAGCGUGAAGACAUUUGAGGAUAUCCCUGUGGAGUCCUCAGUGAGAGUAGCCCCUGAUGACAACCAAACAGAUAGUGGGAUGAUACUUGCAUCAGAAGAGUUGAGAAAACUGGAGAACACACAACAAGAAACCCAGUUAUUUAGCAUUCUGAUGCCAAGUAAAAGCAAAGAAUCAGUCACAUCCGGAUCCUCCAACCAAACCAGUGAUUACCAGUCUGGAUACCACUCAGAUGACACAGAACCUGCCCAUGACACUAAUGAAAAAACACAGCUUCUAAAAAGGGAAAGUCCACCUGAUAUCUGCUACAUGGAAAAAAACCCACACCAAGCUGUUAUUCAACUGAGCACUGAGGUAUAGACGAUUAGAACUGUUAACGUCACACACAAUGCACUAAUAGAGACUGAAAAUAUGGAGAUCUACUCUGCAAGAGCACCAUUGAAGGACAGUAUUUCAGUAAUACACAGAACUAAGACCCCUGGAUGUUUCAGCACCGACUUAUGAAUGGCUCAGCCUCAAA